This is a messenger RNA of Corythoichthys intestinalis (scribbled pipefish), 1596 nucleotides long. It is a transcript of the gene palm1a, whose product is annotated as paralemmin 1a. Gene Ontology annotation, cellular component: membrane. Gene Ontology annotation, biological process: regulation of cell shape. NCBI's taxonomy places the organism in Eukaryota, Metazoa, Chordata, Actinopteri, Syngnathiformes, Syngnathidae. The record is from RefSeq and is a predicted model, not a curated record. The transcript is spliced from 4 exons. The coding region runs from base 203 to 874 and encodes 223 amino acids.
UUUAUUGUGAAAGGGAUCAGUCCGUCCGCGCGCGUGCUUGAGGGAGGGCGCGGCUUCUCUAACGGAUGGAUGGAUGGAUGGAUGGACGCGCGUCAACGCCGUGAAUCGAACCCAGCCGUACGUCCUUUCUUGGGGAGAAGAACAAGAGAAGACCAAAAGUUAAUCGGGCGGAGAACGACGCGUGACCCGAAGACGGGACGAGAUGAAGCGAGCCGUGUACUCGGUGGAGAUCAAAGUGGAGCGGGACAAGAGCACGGGAGAAACGCGCGUCCUGUCCUCGCACACCAAACUUCCCGUGGACUGCUCUCGCGGAGGGGUCAAAGUUUACGAGGACGAGCAGAAAGUGGUGCACGAGGUCAACGGGCAGGAGGGCGUCCGUCCGCUCAGCGCCGCCGAGGUGGACGAACUCAUCCUUAAAGCUGACCUGGCCAGUCGGGACGAGGCGACCGCUCGGGCCUCCGCCACAGCGAAUCCAGACGAGCCCGACGUCCCCCAGGGAGAGACGGCGUCCACCGAGCGGGAGGCCCCGCUGCGGAAGGGUGCCGCCGAACCGGAUGUGCCGCCCUCCCGGCCGGAGGUCUCGCCCCGGGAAGGCGUUGCCGAGCCAGAGGCCUCACCCCGGGAGGGCGUCGCCGAGCCAGAGGCCUCGCCCCGGGAGGGCGUCGCCGAGCCAGAGGCCCCGCCUCGGGAGGGCAUCGUCGAACCAGAGGUGUUGCCCUCCCGGCCGGAGGCGUCGACCCAGGAGGGCGCCGUGUCCGAAUCGGAUUUGCAGGGAGGCGACGGGACGACUUCGCGGCCGAAACCGGGGACCAAGCGCGCCGGCCGUCACGCCGGCGACAAAAAGAAAUCUCGCGUGUGCUGCGCUGUGAUGUGAACCCAUGGCGGGUGUCACGUGCUUUCGCUUUUCUCAAAUUGUGCUGCUUACUUUGCCUGGGAGGCGAGGAGCAUCAUUAAUUGGCAAUUCCCAAUGAAUGACAAAUGGACAUGUUAGGCAUGCACAAAAUUCCGAUGAGCUUUAGCACUUUUUACACGCAAGCCUAAGGAGAAUCAAAGCUGCCAUAAUUCAUAAAAUACAUCACAUACAAAUUGAAUUAAUGAUCAAUUCAUCAAUAAGCGCUUUGUGCUUGUUUUUUUUUUUUGCAUGACCAUGACAAAACUAAUUCAAAUGAGGGGGCGGUCUUUUGAAUAUAGCGGUAUUAGCAUCUACAUAACCAUUAUUCAACCAAUGGGCCAACAGUUUCAACCCAAGGCACAAAUAAGACUGCCCCCUCAUUGAAUGAGUUGACAAUCAGCAUCGCACUUUUAUUUAUGGAUUGAUACUAAUUUGGAAUUUUUUCAACCUUAUCAUUAUAUUUGUUUUUAUUCGUAUUUAUUUCCAUAUAUAUUUUUUAUUGAUGUAUAUAUUUUUUGUAUUUAUAGUACUUUUCAUUUUGGUUUGCAGCUUUGGUCCUCUAUAUAGCUCAAAAGUUUGCAAGUGGAACUCACUUUCUGAAUGCCCAAGCUUGACUUCCUGUUUGUAGAAGCACAUGCAUGCAACCUGCAGCAUACGCUCACGUGCAUAUGAUGGAGUACUAGGGCCAAAUAAAGAAAUUUUAA